AGCUGUAUAUGCCGCCUUUCUGGUAGCAUGUCGCCGUAGAGAGUUGGAAUCUUCGAGUCGACAGGAUGUGGAGGUCAAUGAAGCGAAACUUGUGCAGCUAUUCUGCAAGGCGGAUCCCGUCAGUGCACUGCAUGACGAAGUGAUGCGCUUGUUGAACCAAAAGACGGAGUCCACUUCGCUUUUGACACAUAACACAGUGGCAGAGGCCGUGAUGUGGCGGGCGAUGCACGCGGACUCCCAUGAAGACUUUGUUGUUGCACUUCGAGAGGCUCUUGAGGCGUGUGUCUCAUUUUGGUUGGCCGAGCCACAUGCCGAACUGGACGCCAUUUCUGAUGUUUCUGGCAUCCUGCGGCGCAACAUCCUUCCUUACUUACAGGAGAAAAAUGAGACUUUGGGUGAUAUAGAGUUGAUUGAGGCACACUUCUGGAUAAAGUUUGCGGAGGUUCGGUCGACGGCAGACGAACACGCACGGAGUACCGCACAACUUGACGUUGCACUUGGUGGAGGCGAUCGGACGCUUGUCUUCCAGUUGGCUCAGGAUGAGUCUGCACUGUUGCGGGAGCUUCAUGCGUUAACGCAAGAAGCGCUUUCACACGGGGGCGCGUUGGUGCGUCGAUCUCGCUCCUGCGUCACCGCCGUCACGUGGAUUGUGCAGGUAUUUGCAGAGGAAGUGGCGCUUUCUGUGCGCCUUGCCACGCCGGGGGCCAGCGUAAUGAUAGAGCAACUGAGGAAGGUCUUUGCACUCGUCGAGCAGCUGGAUGGACUGGGCUACAUUGACCCGAACCUUAUUCCGCGGCAGAGCGCGAGGGAGUUGUUUGAUGCAGUGCGAGCGGCACGUGUAGCCUGCGGUCAGAAGUCGCACGACCUGCUGGUGAGCGAGGCGAAAAAAACGGCAGCGGCUCGGCAGUUGCCCCUUUAG
Trypanosoma cruzi is the source of this 919-nucleotide messenger RNA. RefSeq lists its product as uncharacterized. The transcript has a single exon. Lineage: Eukaryota; Euglenozoa; Kinetoplastea; Trypanosomatida; Trypanosomatidae. The annotation marks the transcript as partial. The record is from RefSeq and is a predicted model, not a curated record.